Molecule: messenger RNA, 446 nt
Organism: Nicrophorus vespilloides
Lineage: Eukaryota; Metazoa; Arthropoda; Insecta; Coleoptera; Silphidae
Product: protein diaphanous-like
Exons: 2
Coding region: 229-414 (61 amino acids)
Biological process (GO): actin filament polymerization
Cellular component (GO): actin filament; cytoplasm
Molecular function (GO): microtubule binding; actin binding
Source: RefSeq, a predicted model, not a curated record
CGCAUACAAAUAAAUCAAAAAGUGUCUAUUCAAAUGUGAUAACAAGAUUCUAACAGAAAACGUUCUUAAGCAGUUAAUUCAGUACUUGCCGCCCCACAGUCUAUUAGCAUUGUUGCAAGAGAAUAAGAGUUCGUACAAUCAGCUCUCAAAAGUGGAGCAGUUCUGCUUGAAGAUGUCGGAUUAUUUUGUCGCUUGCAAUCGCUGCAAUUCAGACAGAAUUAUACGGAUAUGACGAACGCCCUGAUGCUGUACAUAGGAGCCGCAACAGCUGCCUGCGAGGAAGUCAAGAGAAGCAAGAAGUUAGCCAAGCUGCUAGAACCCAUCUUGCUAUUCGGAAACUAUAUGAACACCGGCACAUCGAAAUCAGAAGCAUUCGGUUUCGAAAUUAGCUUUCCGAGGAACAUGCACAUUUAAUGUUCAGUAUUAGAAUAUAAAUCAGGUAUUUU